Molecule: messenger RNA, 1032 nt
Organism: Exophiala xenobiotica
Lineage: Eukaryota; Fungi; Ascomycota; Eurotiomycetes; Chaetothyriales; Herpotrichiellaceae
Exons: 1
Coding region: 1-1032 (343 amino acids)
Source: RefSeq, a predicted model, not a curated record
AUGUCCUUGGAAGUCCAGAGUGGAAGGCUCGUGCUGUCAUAUCCAUCCGACGAGGUGGGAAUCUGGAAAGUCCUCCGGCUCUUGUGGUUCGAUGGGGAUCUUCGCACAAAGCAAACCUGGAACGUUCUCGCAGAACAGGUGCGGCAGUUGGAAGGUGGCCGAUCAAGGCAGGAGCUAGAACAAUGGAUCAAAGAGGCUCGAGCACUAAGGGCGAUUGAUCCAGAAGAUGAACGUCAACAAAAGGACCGACUGAACCGGAGACUUGAGGCACUGCGUUCGAUUUUGUCUUCCGCACCUCCAAGCCGAAUGUCUCAUGAUCAAAAUCCACUCUUCGACUCAUCGAAGACCACCAACCGCUCGAAAGCCAAUGCGGAAGCUCAAGCAGGAGUCUCAGGCCAAACUGCAGCACGCAUCGACUCUGCUAUCAGAUUGCUCAAAAGACCCAUCUCUAGUGUGCCAAAUUUACUGAAUGGGAAAGCUCGAUAUAACCCACGUUACCCUACACGUCAUAAGGGAAUACGUGCUCCUAGACCGGAUGCUUAUGCCCGCCAUCAAGCGGCGGCGCAAGCACUCGCGGCGAGGGCCUCCACGAGCUCCAAGACUUCAAAUGCACCCAGCCAGCAACAUACAUCUGAUCCCUCUCAAGGCGACGAAGCGCAGACGCUGUUCAUUCCAGAGGCUCCCCCAUCCUCAAUCUGGGCCACCAUCCGAUCCAAUGGUGGCCUGAACGGAAGAAGCCAGGAGGCAUCAGUACGCUUUGCACACCCAACAGCCACAAGAGUGACCUCUGGAAGGCAUGCUCCUGAUUCAAAUCAGAGCCCAGGAAGGCGUCACCUAGAGAGAUCUCCCCGGUCACCGCCCCAAGAAGAUGCUACUGAGGCCAAAAAGAAGCAACGUCGGAAAACCCGCUUUGAUAUCUUACCCGAAGAUCUAGACUCACUUACGGAACGUGACCAUACACAUAACACCGGUUAUGGAGAGGUCCGCUCUCAGCGGUCAAGCAGCGGCUCACACUUGCUUCGGAGAGAAUGA